Messenger RNA from Aspergillus pseudoviridinutans, 738 nucleotides. RefSeq lists its product as uncharacterized. The coding region runs from base 1 to 738 and encodes 245 amino acids. Lineage: Eukaryota; Fungi; Ascomycota; Eurotiomycetes; Eurotiales; Aspergillaceae. Gene Ontology annotation, molecular function: L-iditol 2-dehydrogenase (NAD+) activity. Gene Ontology annotation, biological process: D-sorbitol catabolic process. The transcript has 2 exons. The record is from RefSeq and is a predicted model, not a curated record.
AUGUCGAGCAGGGGCCAAUAUCUACACGGACCCCGGCAGCUCAGGUUGGAGAAGCGCUCAUUGCCAAAUAUCGAGCCAUCAGAAGUACGAAUCCAGGUCCGUUAUACAACACUGUGCGGCUCAGAUGUGCAUUAUUUCAAGUAUGGCAAGAAUGGAUCAAUUGAGCUCAGGGAGCCGUUGUGCGGAAGGCACGAGGCGGCUGGUGAGGUUGUGGAAGUGGGAGUUGUUGCCGGCAAAGUCAGUAACAUCUGUCUCGGUGACAAGGUUGCCGCUGAAAGCGGUAUUCCUUGUCAGGAAUGUCCGAAGUGCAAAGAUGGUCGAUAUAAUAUUUGCUCAAAAAAUCGUUUCCGCAGUAGCGGUGCGUCGUUUCCUCAUUUCCAGGGAACGCUCCAGGAAUACAUCGAUCAUCCUGCCAAGUGGUGCCAUAAACUGCCUGAUGGACUGUCUUUUGAUGAUGGUGCUCUCUUAGAGCCCCUAUCUGUGAGCAUUCAUUCUGUCAAGAGAGCCGCGAUGAGAGACGGUUCGCCUUGCUUGGUGUUUGGAGCUGGGGCAGUAGGGCUCCUGUGUGCCGCAGUUGCAAAGAUUGAGCACGACAGCCCCGUUGUCAUUGCCGACGUUGACAAGGGGCGCGUUGAUUUCGCAUUGAAUCAUGGAUUUGCGGAUACAGGGUUUGUCGUCGUCCCGCGAAAAGGAAUCACGUCGAAGAGCGCCUUUCUAUCGCUAAAACGCUGGCGCUAG